Messenger RNA from Coffea arabica (coffee), 2337 nucleotides. RefSeq lists its product as uncharacterized. NCBI's taxonomy places the organism in Eukaryota, Viridiplantae, Streptophyta, Magnoliopsida, Gentianales, Rubiaceae. The record is from RefSeq and is a predicted model, not a curated record.
UCAUUUCUUUAACAAACUCCACUCCAUGCCGUGCAACAUUCAUUUUAUCGGGCUGUAUUCUAUUUUUUGCCUCUAACUUGAUAGAUUUUGGAAGAUGUGAUGAGAUUUCGCUAACACUUGACGAUGAUUCUGCUGUCCGUCUUUGAAUUCGAUGUGUUCAAGAAAAACCCAUGUUACAUAUCCUUCUAGUUGGUCUCGUAUCAGCUGAUCUUGUCUCUUUUUGCCUAAAACAUCUGUCGAGAUCUACAACCGUGCAGUGUUGCCACAAGUUUCUUUGUGCGUCAUGCUCUCCUGUUUCAGAACUUACUACACCAAAAACUUUACCUGAUUUUCUCGAUUCAUCAAUUGCAUGAUUGAGAAGAAUAUCACUUUUUAAUUGGUGAAGCAAAAAAUGAGGGAGGACAGUGGCAUCUCACUUUACCGAGAUAGGCUGGAUAAAACACUUUGUUCUCAUGAUCUUACUGACGUGGAGACACUUGGGACACUCGUUAAAGAUCACAUUUUACGUUCAUCAAAAGUGGAGAAUGAAGGUUGGGAUUAUAUCGACAAUAUUGCAGAAAUGAGAACCAAAGAAGUCUCACAUUUACUGGGAAUGUUAAGGAGUGCCUCUGUGGAUGAUCAGAGGUCAAAACACAGUGACGCUUCACAUCGUGGUUGGAAAGUGAAACAGGAUACUGAAGAAUUUCGUGUUAUGUAUAGAGAAGGACCAGAAGGCACUCCAUUUCAUACCCUUCUUGUUGAAGGCUAUGUAGAUGGGCCUUUAGAUGUUUGUCUAUGCAUCACAUGGGAGGUGGGCUUGUUUCAAAAAUGGUGGCCACAGAUUAGCAUUCCAAGUUUCAAGAUCAUCUCUUCCCAGUGUCUGCAAAAGGUCAGAAUUGGUGAACAGAUAUGUUUAGUGAGAGUGAAGAUUUCAUGGCCAUUGUUGACACGGGAGGCUCUAGUCCAUUGUUUUGAGUUUGAAUACUUACAAGAUGAUCUGGUUGUUGGGCUUUUGAAGUCGAUAUCUGACUUGGAAAGCAUUGAUACAAGUACUCAUGGUUUCGCUCGGGAAGGGAUACCUGAUGCACAAAAUGUUGUCCGAAUUGAUGUGGUGGGAGGUGGUGUUUUACAGAAAGUUUCUGCAAAUAGAUCUUACUUCCGGUCCAUAGCAACCGUGGAUGUUAAACUGGACUUUGUUCCUCCAGCACUCAUUAAUUUUGUUUCAAGGCAGAUCAUAGGAAGUGGUUUCAGGCUCUAUAAAAAGGAAGUUGCUUCAGUUGCAAAAGGUGAUGAAGAUUUUGCCAAUGCUUUGAAAGAUCCACUGUAUGCUCGAAUUCGUCAAGCCCUUUACUCAAAUGGUUUACCUACCAAGACUCCUCAACCAGAAAUGAAUAAUGAUACAGCCUCUCUGCUUGAAGAAGAACCAGAAGAGAGAGAAAAAUUUAGAAGUGGUCAAGAGAUGGCUCAUAACCAUGAGCUUGCAGUUAAUUCCCAAGCUGGGGAUUCGUUUGUUCAAGAUAGAAAAUCACAUGGUGAGAUCGAGGAGAUUAAGGAAAAUGAUAGUGAAGAAAGUCGAUGUUUAGCUGAAUUAGAUCACAAUAGAUCUAUUUAUUUGCCCACGAAUCAAAUUGAUUCUGGAUUUUGGACUGACGAUAAGAAAGUAGUUAUUCGCCGGGAGGUUGAACAAGCUCUGAGAAUAUUGGAUGAUGUAAUAUCUGUUUUCCAGGGAUGCAGAUCAAAUGAUGAAACCAGGAUAUUGCCCGGCAUCCCUAAAGAAGAAUCACAAAAUUUGGAAAUUAAUGAGGCCGAAGAGGCGGUCCCCUCAGAGGCUGAUCAUAUCUGCAAAAAUGUGGAGACACAUGGUCAGCCAACAGAAAAGAAAGAUCCAGAAGUGAUGAUUGCUGCAGAUGAACCCAGGAACAGCUCCAGUAGCCGGGGUAUCAGACAUACGCACUCCAGGGAUGCCAACCAUAAUAAAAUAGCUCCAGCAUCGCCUGUUGAGAAUGUUUCUGGUCCUCGUGAGAUUGACCAUGCUGCUUCGCUCUCAUCUCAAAAUCAGAGAACGGAAUUAACGCUUGCGGAGAAGACAAUGAAUGAAGAGAAUAUACUUAUUAGUCCUGAUGCCAAUGAUGCUGGCGGAGAUGAGGCAAGGAGUAGUAAAAACAGGAAAGUUCGGCUCUGCUGCUUCAGCUCUCUUUCUCGGCAGUCAUCAUCUUGAAAAUGAGGAGUAGAGUUGACAAAUAGUAGUGUCAAUCUGAGUACCAUUUAUCAUUAAAUUUACCAAGUAGGUAAUAAUUUUUGUAACUACCAGAUGAUAUUGAUAACGUAGUACCAGCAAUUAUGAGUUGGUUGAUAGGA